Didymodactylos carnosus is the source of this 297-nucleotide messenger RNA. The record is from the annotation of a GenBank genome assembly. Lineage: Eukaryota; Metazoa; Rotifera; Eurotatoria; Philodinida; Philodinidae.
AUGAUUAUCUGCUCGGCAACGGACGGGCCAACUAAAGACGAAGAUUCGAAAAUAUCUCCUCAUUCAAAAAAUAUUUUUGUUGCAUUUAAAUUAAAUGAGAAAAAUAUUAGUCGUUUAGUGCAAGAUUAUCUAUUAAAGUCAAUUCAUUAUGCAGUUGCUAAUUUAACGAAAUAUGAAACAAUCACUAUUUCACCUGUUGGCUGUAAUGAUACAAAAACUGAUAAAAUUGCACUUGAAUCAAUGAUAGAUGAAGCUGAAUUGCAACUGGAACGACCACAUUACAAUUAUUAUUAUUAA